This is a messenger RNA of Polypterus senegalus (gray bichir), 4316 nucleotides long. RefSeq names its product Bardet-Biedl syndrome 1 (gene bbs1). NCBI's taxonomy places the organism in Eukaryota, Metazoa, Chordata, Cladistia, Polypteriformes, Polypteridae. Bases 119 to 1879 code for a protein of 586 amino acids. The record is from RefSeq and is a predicted model, not a curated record. The transcript is spliced from 17 exons. Gene Ontology annotation, molecular function: patched binding; smoothened binding. Gene Ontology annotation, biological process: protein localization to cilium; non-motile cilium assembly. Gene Ontology annotation, cellular component: axoneme; BBSome; centrosome.
UGAGGGACCAGAUUGUUGCUGCUAUAGAGACGAAGCUAAGCUUAUCUAAUGAGCGGCUUACUGGGAAGGCAUAUUGAAAGAAAACUGUCUACAUAGAAGGAAGUUCAAGUAGCUUGCAAUGUCUGGGUCUGAGAACAGGGAUAUUAGUGAAGUCAACUCCAAAUGGUUAGAUGCUCAUUACGAUCCAGUGGCUAAUCUUUAUACUUUCUCCUCAUGUGUAGCACUUGCGGACCUGCAUGGAGAUGGAGAAAGUAAGCUGGUGGUGGGAGACUUGGGUUCUGGAGCCUCCAAUAUGAAGCUAAAGGUUUUCAAAGGAACAAGCUUGAUGACGGAGAACACCCUUCUGGAUUUACCAACUGGGCUGGUGGCAUUUCACAUGGACCAGAAUGAGCCUCGUACUCCAGCUAUUGCUGUGGCAUCUGGACCCUUUAUCUAUGUAUAUAAGAACCUAAGGCCAUAUUUUAAAUUUACUCUGCCUCCUCUAGAAGUCAAUGAAUUAGAACAGGAGGUCUGGAGUCAAGCCCGCGAGGAUAAAAUUGAUCCAAUGUCCCUAAAAGAAAUGUUGGAAGGUAUCAGAAACAAAGCUCAAGUCCCACUGUCUGUCAGAUCCUUGAAAUUCUUGAUGCUUGAACCUCAAGAUAUGGAGUCAUUUGUUAAUAUGCACAAGCAACAACCAAUCAGGCGACAGACUGUGAUCACUUGCAUUGGCACUUUAAAGAAGAACAUGGCAGAUGAGGAUGCAGUCAGCUGUCUAGUGAUAGGCACGGAAAAUAUGGAAAUCUAUGUUCUUGACCCAGAAGCUUUUACCAUCCUGUCUAAGAUAAGCCUUCCUAGCACUCCUGCAUUCAUGGACGUGACUGGACAGUUUGACGUUGAAUUUAGGAUUACUGUAGCCUGUAGAAAUGGCAAUAUUUACAUUCUUCGACGUGAUUCCAAGAAACCAAAAUACUGCAUAGAACUGAGUUCCCAUGCAGUUGGUCUGGUGAGAGUUAACAAAAACAUUGUAGUUGGCUGUACUCAGGAAACUUUGCAUGGGUGUACACAAAAGGGUAAGAAACUGUGGACUACAUAUUUGCCGGCCUCUAUCGUUACAAUGGGACUAAUGGAUCACAAAUCUAGAGGCUUCCAAGCUGUACUUGUUGGGCUGGCAAACAGUGAAGUACACAUGUAUCGUGACAAAAACUUGGUGAACAUUAUCAAAACUCAGGAUGUGAUUACUAGCAUUUGCUUUGGCAAAUAUGGACGUGAAGAUGGAAGCCUUAUAAUGACAACAAAAGGAGGUGGCCUUAUAAUUAAAAUCUUGAAAAGAACAGCAGUUUUUGAUGAAAAAGACACAACUCCUGGGCCUCCAGUUGCUCAAAGUGUUAAGCUGAAUGUUCCAAAGAAGACCAAACUAUAUGUGGAUCAGACAAUGAGGGAGCGAGAGAAUGCAGUAGCGAUGCACAGGGCAUUUCAAAUGGAUCUGUAUCGCCUAAGACUAACAGCCGCCCGAGCCUAUGUCAAAGCUCUGGAGUCCAACUUAACUCCUAUGUCUUCAAGUGCAUCUGAGCCUCUCAAGAUGAAUGCUGUGGUCCAAGGCCUUGGCCCAUCUUUCAAACUGACUCUGAACAUCCAGAACACAUCAGUGUGCAGACCAUCAAUGAAUCUAGCCAUCAGCUUUUGGUAUGAUGAAAAGCUUUAUUCUUUGAAGACAUCCUUCUUUAAGAUUCCACUCUUAGUUCCAGGGCUCAACUACCCGAUUGACACUUUUGUGGAGUGUCUUAGUGACAAGGGGAUAUCCGAUGUCAUUAAGGUAUUUGUCCUUCAAAUAGGAAGGGCCAACCCUUUGCUGACUGCUCAUAUCAACAUGCCAGUUAGUGAGGGACUGGCUUUGUGCUAAUUAAGAAAAGAGCACCUGCAAAAGAAUUUCAAUAGACUGUAUAGUGAGUACCAAGGAUAUCAUUUAAUGACAGUAAUAGAGAGCUAUGUUUAACUCUGCUGCUUUAGAGGAAAUAUAACUUGUCCCAAAAGAAUUACAGGAGCAAGUGAAGUGAAACAAUUAUUUCAUGAGACAAUACCAAGGACUAAACAUAAUACUGUGUAACGUUUAGAUUGAUGUACAUGUAAAUGUGUAUCAUUUUUAAUUCCUAAAAGUGUAUAGUAUAUAUUUAAAGAAAUCUGCACUGUUUUGCUUUUACAAUAUGUGUGUGUGUGUGUGUGUGUGUGUGCGUAUGUGUGUAUGUACAUAUAUAUAUAUAUGUAGAUUAAAUUAUAUCUUUUGAAAGUGUUUCGCUCUUUUCUAAAUAAUAUGGAGCAUCGGCUGAUUGGUGGAUGAUAAAUAUUAUGCUUUUUUGGUAAAUAAAAAUGUCCACAUAAUAUAUUUCUGUAUUAUCUUAGGAUAAACUGUGUGCUAUUGUGUAAAAAAUACUCCUAAUUACUUAAAUUGGAUUCAUCAUCAUCACUUUUAAGGUCCAAUGGCAUAUACACCAGCUCUGCAUGUCUUUCUAAUUUUGUUACUGUGCCCCUCGUGUGGUUUAAUUUCUUGACCUGUGCUUCCACUGUAUAUCACCAUUUUAUUUUAGGCCUACCUUAUUAUGGUGUCCCGUGAAGUGCUGCCUUCUUGACUGAGUCUGUGUCAUUCUUUAACACAUGUUUAGUUCACCUUUAUCACCUUUGCACUGUGAUGGUUGCCAUUUCCUUUAGGUGACACCAGGCAAGAAACUGUUGAUUUUCUGCAGUCAGAAUCUUUGUCAGACCUGUAGUAUUAAAAAGAAGACGGUUAGGCCAGGUCAGUUUCUGUCAUUCACCAAUACUCUGUAACAUGUAACAGUGCUAACAGGUCCAGGGCUACAUUUAAGUGCCACCAUCUUUAUGGACAGUACUGCCAAAGUAAGUAAAAGUUUAUGUGAAUAGGGUAGGUUUUGGCCAUUAAUCUUUACAGAUGCUGGUGCAUAAGGGAUUCAGGUCAAAUUUUUGGUUUUCAUUUGGCUGACCUUAUAUGCUGCCUAUUCCAGAAGAUGCACAAGCAAGUGGUCUUCCUAAAGCAUUGCAUGGAAAGCCAACCUCAUACAUCUGGGUGAAUCAAUAGUAGUUUGCUAUAUAAUCCACUUGAUGACUGGAUUGAAAAGCACUGAGAACAUUAUACAUCCCUGUCUGACAGCAGUUUGUUUAUUUAAAGUGCAGAGUGCUUUAACCUGUGCUACCAAAGAAGAAAAACAGCAAACAACAGACCAGAGGUUUAGACCAGGAGAUUGAUGGGAAAACAAAGGUGAAAAUGGUGUGAGGAUCAACGGUUAAAAGAUGAAAAUAAAACCAAUUGCCAAAUCUCAUAACAAAACUCAUUGUCAAUAAUAGCCACACAAAUAGAUUUAUUGCUAGCUACCACUUGUAUUUGUUCUCAAGAAUACAAUGUUCCAUCGUAAUGAGGAAAAGGCACUUUUUUAGUGAAAUGGACCAGGAAGUGAAGCAUAGUGUGACACAGGCCAAAGUUCAUUGACAAUAUAUCUAUUAACCAAUACAUCUGCCCUUAAUUACUAAAACAAAAUCAUAGUCAAAAUUUAAAGCUAAUGGUUUUAUUUCAGGAAUACUGUUACACUAAUAUAUUACAAUAGCACACAAAGGUUUUUCCAUUUGAACCUGCAAUCUCUGACAAUUUAGAAGAACAUGGUACUUACUGACCUUUGUAUAGUCAUGUCAGUGAUUUCAUGUGCCUCUCACUUCAGGUCUCUUGUCUGUAGCAACAGUAAACAAACAACUGAAAAAAUAGUAGUGUCAGUGUAAAACUACAUGGUGUUACUGAGUACCAUGAAAGUAAACUAGCAUCCUUUGUGAAAACAUUUAAAAAUUUAAUCACAAUAUUUAAAUAAAUUUGAAAUGAAAGAAUGACCUCUGACUAUAAUGAAAACACUAGAAAAGUAUAAAAUUGUAACAACCUAUACUGCUAGUAAUGUUAUGUAGUAAAUGGCUUCCAGUCAUGCUUUCGCAAGGGCACAGCAAGAAAUUAGCUAAAGCCUUAACAAGAUACUGAGGCAAUAGGUAGUUUUACACUCAGCUCUUCAGAUAACACUACAGGUUUUUGUUCCUAUUUUUGUAAUUACGAGUCCAAUAUUAUUGCUAAAUUAUAUUUUAUGCCUGCUUGUUAAGAUUGUGAACCCUUAAUUUCUUUUUAAUCUUAAAUACCAGCACUCACUGUUUUUAGUUGCUUCUUGUAGUUUUAAUCAGCUGCCAAUUAUCAAUUAACCAGCUUUAUGUCUGACAUGGCUGUAUUUACACCCGAGUGUGUUCAUCAUGAAGCUUCUGUGUUAAUAAAAUAUUUGGAAAGAAAUAGAAGAGAAAAA